AUGGCGCAGCAGGGGAGGGGUGUCGGCUCGCAUCCGGACGAGCCGCCACCCAAGCGACGCACGCUCCAGAUCAAGCUUGGCCGACCACGACCACCAGCAGAGCUCGACACGCCCGAACAGGCCUCGCCCUCGCUCAACCGCAGCCGGCCCACCAGCUCGUUAGGUGGCAUACGCAUCUCGCUCAAGAGGAAAGCGCCUGCCUUCGACGCAUCUCACUCGACGCCAACACGCUUCUCGAACCUGCACGACUCGGACGACGACGAGCAAGAUGAAGACGUCGACGAUGGCGAGGUUGACGACCAGCCCGUAGCCUCGGCCGAUGCAUCGGACCAGGACGAUGGCGAAGACGAAGAGGGAGAUCAAGAUGACGAUGAGGACAGGGAAGAUGGCGAGGAGGACGAGGAUGAAGAAGACGAAGAGGGCGACGAGGACGCAGGCGGAGCGGAUGCAGGCUCUUCAGCAGCCUACGGCAGGACAGAUGCCAACGGCAUCGGCACCGAAGCUGGCGCAUCCGGCGACAACGCUCCGGCACCACGCCUGCGUGGAAAGAACGGAGCAUUCAAGAGCACCUCCAACGGCAGCAGCUCCAACCCUUUCCGCAGACCCAUCAAGCGUCUGCGCUCAAAAGGCCUCUACGAGGCCAUCCCCAAGCUCAUCGAAAACCUGCAGCGUCGCGACAGCUACAAGUUCUUCUGCGAGCCCGUCAAUCCAGACGAGGUGCCUGGCUACCUCGACGUGAUCAAGACGCCCAUGGACUUUGGCACCAUGCAGCGCAAAGUGGACGACCGCCUCUACAGCCACAUGGACGAGUUCAAGGCCGACUUCCAGCUCGUCAUCUCCAACGCGCAGACGUUCAACCCGGAAGGCACGCUCUACCACAACGAGGCCAAGCGCAUCGCCACGUGGGGCAACCGAGCCAUCGAGCGCGAGGGCAUGGCUGUCAACGACAACGGCCGCGCCGGCGUCAAGGGCGACGAGCUCCGACGUCAGAAGAGGAUGGCGCGCGAGGCUGCGUCUAUCGCAACUGGCGGCGGCAUCAUCGAAGUCGCCGAUGCUUCGGGACGGCGCGUCCUGCGCGGCGCCGUGCAGCAGCAGAACCAGGCGCUGCAGCGCGACGCAUCCAUACCACCGCUCGGCGACGGGCCAGUGGCAGUGGGGUUGGAUACUGCCGGUGGCGAGAUGACCACUCGUCUAGGCGCGCGCGGGUCGCAAUUCGCAUUCAGCGCAGGCGUGGAGGCGAUCAUGGAAGCCGCACGCGUCACGUCGCAGGCCAGGCAGCGUGCCGCAUUCGCUCUCGGCCUGACGAGCGGAACGCUCACGCGCGAAGACUCGGCUCAGCCCGGUGGCGGCGCGCACGACGGCGAUGCCAACAUGGAUCUGGACGACGACGACGAUAUGGAUCCCUCGGACGACGAGGGCGCACGCGCAGGCUUUGCCGGCGGGAGGGACUCGCGCGAGCGAUCCGUGACCGUCGAUGGACCAGCGGGCUCGGGCAGCCGUCGUUUCGGCUCGUCCCAGCCUGGCGGCACGCCGUCGACUCCCAUGGGCCAACGCCAAGCCAGCCCCGAUGCGCUGCGCAAGCGACUCGCGGCUGUGACUGGCACGCCAAUCCAGGCACUCGCCAGUCCCAUGGGUCCAGGCACAGUAGGAGGCACGGGCAAGGCAUCCAAGCAGAAGCUGAAGCAACGCCUCGGCGCGCCCGGAACGCCCAAGCGUCUGCUGGCUCGAACCGGCCUCACCGGAUCGGCCACACCAGGCGCAGGUGCCGAGAGUGGAGCCGAGGCCGCAGGCACACCGGGUCUUGCCACCGAUCCCUCGGCUGCUGCGGCAGCCGCCGCACAGCUGAUGGCCAACCUUCCGCAAACGCAGCUGCAGCCAGGUUCAGGCAGCUACUCGUUCGACGACGAUGGCUCGAUCAACCCAGACGACAUCGAGGACCUGCACACCUUCCUCACACUCCACCGCACGGGUCGCCACGUGCUCAUGCCGACGCUCGAAUCGCUGCAUCCGAUCGGCUUUAUCCCGGGCGACUACACCGGCUCCGGCGCCGGCGACAAGCCGAAACCGGAUUCGGCGGCCAAGGACAAGGAAGCGGAAAAGGGCAAAGAGAAAGCCAAAGACAAGGCGGACGAAGGCGACGACGACGACGAUGACGGGAAAGGCGAGAGCAAGGAGAAAGGCGACAAGGAUCCGCUUUCCUCGCUACCGCCCGCGCGUCCCGGUGCACCCGACCCGCUCUACUCGGCGAUCGCGCCCGAGCCUGAACCUCUGCACACCAACCUCAGCCACGACGUGGAGCCGCUUCCGCCUCACUUUCGCAAUCUGCCGUUCCUUGCACCGAGCAUUGCGCCCAAGGGGGCUCGUGAGGUUGGUGACCUUCCGCACUCGUGGAGCAAUCCAGCGUACGUCGAGGCGGUCAAGAACGACAAGCGGCCCAAAAAGCAGAAGGACAAGGAGCGCGAGAGGGAGAAGGAGACGCUCGAGGACUGGAGCUAUUUCCGACCCACGCUGACUCGGCUGCUCGAGAUCACGGAUCUGGGGCCGUUUGGUGCGCUAGUCCCGGCUAUGCAAGCAUCGGACAGUCUGAAGGCUGUAUCCCAGAGCAAGUCUGGCACGGCGGCAAAGCAAGACGACGACGCGCGAGAUCAUGGGCUGCCUACGACCGCACUCGCGCAGGACGGCCUGGAAGCGAUCAAGGCCGAGCUGCAGCACAAGCGCGAGGGCUUCACACUCCCGCGCGCUGUCAAAAAUCGAUUCGUCGAAGCUGCUCGCACGAGAGAGGCAAAGCGCACAGGCGCCUUGUUCACCGAGCGCGAGAGGCAAGACGCUAGCCGGAUAGUGGCGGACAUGGUGUACGGCGGGGUGGAGGGCAGCGCGUAUGUCCGAAGUGUAGCCGAGUUUGUGAGUGGGGCGACGCAGCAUGCGAUGUUGCUGGAUGAGGCCGACGACGCGUACGAGCAGCGCUUGGCGCAGGCCGAGGCGCAGCUCGUGGCAGCCGCAGCACUGCGCAAGGCCAGAGAGGCCGAGCCGACACCCGAACCCACGGCGGCUUCGCGACGCGGACCGUUCCAGUGGCGCGACUCGACGGAAGAGGCAGGCACUUCAACACCCGCGGCCGAAGAAGCGGACGCCAACCUCCGUUCCGCAGGUCAUACUGCAGCUGCCACUCCGGAGAAGAUCGACGAUGCCCCGGCCAUGCCGAAUUCAAUUGAGCCGUCAGAAGUGGCUGUUCCGGAACUUGCUCCGCUCUCUGUAGCGCUUGCGCAGCUGGUGGAAGAGGAGGUGGUUCGACCCAUCACGCGCAAUUCGCUGGACGUGCUCCACCUCGUAGCUGCCUACCUUCAGACGCACGCAGAUGCGCCGGGUGUCGAGCUCAUCGAGGCGCGCCUUGCUCGCAACAAGCUGCACGCGCACCAGGUCGAGGGGAUCGAUCCUGCAGCCCUCGCAGCUCUCGCUGUUCCCCCUCCUUGCGCGUCUCAGCCGAUGCCGGCACCGCUGCCGUUCUCAUCCGAACUCGAGUGGCUCCAGACCCAACCCGAGCUCACGCGACUGCUCGACGAAGCGCACCAGGACAUCAACAGUCUCGGCUCGAUCGUCAACUAUGUCAUCCAGAGCGCCUAG
Molecule: messenger RNA, 3621 nt
Organism: Moesziomyces aphidis
Lineage: Eukaryota; Fungi; Basidiomycota; Ustilaginomycetes; Ustilaginales; Ustilaginaceae
Source: the annotation of a GenBank genome assembly